Neohortaea acidophila is the source of this 1464-nucleotide messenger RNA. RefSeq lists its product as uncharacterized. Bases 1 to 1464 code for a protein of 487 amino acids. The record is from RefSeq and is a predicted model, not a curated record. The transcript is spliced from 3 exons. NCBI's taxonomy places the organism in Eukaryota, Fungi, Ascomycota, Dothideomycetes, Mycosphaerellales, Teratosphaeriaceae.
AUGCAGGAAGACCUUCAAAACGAGCCGCCGGGGCCGGCUGGCCACUCUCCAAUUCCACGCUCACCCAUCACCGAGCACGGCCACCAACUGCCUGCCUCCGCCGAUGAUCAAGAUGAAGAGAACGCCAUCGUCCUUGACCCCGCCAACUCGGAACGUCGCUACCAUCGGGAUCUUUGCAAGAACGGCGUGCAGCGAGAAGUCUGGCGGCCAGGUGACGGUGACGGCGCCAAAGCUGCGGAUUAUUUUGACAAGCCCGGCCCUGUGCCUCCACUAGAGCAGCGCUGGCGUUUCUAUCAGUCCAAAACCGGUAACGGCCCCAUCAAGCAGGGCGCCAACGAGCCACCCAAAUUCGUCAUCCUCGACGAUCGCGCCGUACACGACCUCAUCGAAUCCGACUUACCCCGUGCACAUCUGUCGAAAUGGUGGCCGCACGACUUUGCGAACCAAGGCAAAAUUCGCGUCAAGCGGCCUCAUCGCGGCCGCGGGGCCAUUGGUGAUCCAGACGCAGAGGGAGACGACAAGUACUACUUUGAGAAGCACGGGACGAAAGACGAGAAAUACUACUUCACUGGCGAACCGGGCUACCGCCCUAUCGUUUACAUCAGCUCUGAGCCAGAGCCCCCUGCGCCUUCUGAACAGGAUAUCCAGCAGCAGUUAGAGGCCCGCAAGCGCAAGGUCCAAGGUCACAAUCAAUACACCCCCCUGGAUCAGCUAGUGAAGUAUGGCGCUCUCGGCCUCGGGCACUCUCCUCGGCCCACGAAGAGAAUCAACGCCUUCCUGCGACGCGACCCCAGUCCUCAGCGGCCCUUUGACAAAGCGAGACUCUUCGGUCAAGCUCCCCAGCACGCCGCUGUACAAUUGCCAAAGCCGCGCGUGCAGCGUCGAGAUUUCCACAAUCGACACCACAUUCCUUCCGACGAAGACGAAGAGGACGGCAUGUGGGUUCUGCCCGACGACCCGGUUGCUCGCAAGAAGCGAAAGAGAGAUAUGGAGUACCAGAUGGUCGACCCUACCGCACCAGAAGAUGAUCUCAUCUCUUCGUCGCGCAACACUUCAGUAGAGAGGCUGGAGUCGACGGGAGCAGACACGUCGCAACACCUCCGUCACAAAGUUCGCGCGCAACGGCCAGACUUUUUCGCUCAGCUUCUCGCCACUCAAAUUGAGGACAGUGUGGCUCGUGAUUCGCCGCUUGAUGGAGCGAUUCAGAACGCACUUCCUCUCAAAGCGGAUAGUGGGUCCUAUGCUGUCCAACUUGAGGCGGAGCUCGAAGGAGCGAAGAAGAGGAUUGCAGAGCAGGAUGCGCAGAUUGCGGAGCUGAAGCGCUUGCGCGACCAGGCUGAGGACAAGAUUACGGCGCUCGAGGAGGAGAUUUUGAUGUGGACUGGGGGUUUCACCGAGAUGACGACUGGACAUGAACAUACUGAGGCUCAUCUGGCGGAUGGCGAGAAGUACGAUGAGUGGUGA